Messenger RNA from Pseudovirgaria hyperparasitica, 768 nucleotides. RefSeq lists its product as uncharacterized. Bases 1 to 768 code for a protein of 255 amino acids. Lineage: Eukaryota; Fungi; Ascomycota; Dothideomycetes; Acrospermales; Acrospermaceae. The transcript is spliced from 2 exons. The record is from RefSeq and is a predicted model, not a curated record.
AUGUCGAAUUCACAAUAUGAGAAGACCACAAAGAACGGUGUUGUACGCUAUCGCGGACGAGGGAAAUAUGAUUUUGAGACGGUUCAUUCUAUAAUCGAUGAAGCACCGAUUCUUCAUGUGUCUUUCACUCCACUCGACGACGACUUCCCAGCAAUAUUACCAAUGUUUGGUUGUAUGGGUCUCUUUCCAUCUGAUGACACCAAUAGUGUAGGCAGGACCAGCUCGCUUUAUCUCCAUGGUUACGCAGCGAGCAGGAUGUUUCGAACGUCUAGAGGGGAGGAUGCAGGUCUGAAAAUCACGGUUGCUGCCACUAUACUGGAUGGAAUCGUUCUUGCAUUAACGCCCAACCACCAUAGUGCAAACUACCGGUCAGCUGUGGUGUUUGGCCACGCAUAUCUAGUAACGGAUGAGGCAGAACGGUGGUGGGCGAUGAAGCAUGUAACAAACAGUAUUGUGCCAGAGCGUUGGGAAAACACACGCAUUCCGCCAACAGACGCCGAAGCGAAGGCGACGGGCAUAAUACGCGUCGAAAUCGAGACUGGAAGUGCGAAGAUUCGAACGGGAACCACGGGCGAAGAUCGAAACGACUUGAAGGACGAGGGGCUCCGCAAAAGAGUUUGGGCAGGAGUGCUUCCGAUGUGGACACGAUAUGGGCAACCAACGCCAGCGCCGACGAAUAUGACGGACAAAACACCAGAGUACAUCUCGCGCUUUGUUGAUGAUAGCAACAAGCAGCAAGAGGACUACGCAAUGAAGGUUGCGUUGUAA